Molecule: messenger RNA, 1515 nt
Organism: Cadophora gregata
Lineage: Eukaryota; Fungi; Ascomycota; Leotiomycetes; Helotiales; Ploettnerulaceae
Exons: 2
Coding region: 1-1515 (504 amino acids)
Source: RefSeq, a predicted model, not a curated record
AUGGCUUCGACAUCAACCAGUCCGCCAAUCGCAGCGCCCUCCGGUGAACCUGAAAGCGUCGGACAGCGUCAGACUGAGGAUCAGGAUGGGCCACUCAGGGUCAUCGUAGACGGAUCCAAAGACAUUGCGAAAAACAUAAGCUUAGACAUGAUUGUUGUGGGUAUUACCGGGAGACCAAUUUGCAGCAAAAUUUACGUACGGUUGGGAUCCUCAAAGGCCGGGAAAUCGAGCAAGUCGUACGAUCCGAAGCUAGACCUUGCUACCACUGAGAUUCCAUUCAUUCCGACGUCUGCAGAGCUGGAAGGAAGACCCCAGACCAAGGAAUUCCUCGUCGUUGGUUUGGUUCUGGCGGAAGAUCCCAAGAAGUACUCGACUGUUGGGUCAAGGAGACCAAAAGAUAAGGAAAGAGACCAGGGUAGAAAAUUAAGAGGCGCCCUACCAGCAGAGAAGAAUAUCCUCAGAGCCUUGGUUCAAACAACGGAAUCCAUCGAAAGUCGGGGCAUCAAGUAUUACGUUGCAUGUCAUCAAAUGCACGAGUUGUGCGACUUGCGAGUUAUAACCGUGGACUCUAUCUUUUUCCUACAAGAAAUAUGGGACGAGGUGGGAGAAGUCGCUCAAGCAAAGGAUAGGAAAACAAAGUUAGGUGAAGCUUGUAGGCUACUUGCAGCGAAGGACAAGACGCCAGCCAAGCGUGCUAUCACUUCAAUCACCAAGGACGGUCAGACGACGUCGAAUGAGUUGCAGGUCAGCAGAAAGAAGAAUGCUGCAAACAUAAUCAAUAUGCAGUUCUCAUUAUGGUCAUUGACCAAAACCCCUGACUCGUACAAAGCUCUGCAGUCCACUGUCGAGAGCAUCAUGCCUGACCUCAAUAUGAAGCCCACGGACCGAGGCGUGGUAGCGUUCUACGAUUUCGAAGCAGACAUGAACGAAAAGGAGGCUCAAGAUGCUGUUGACUCUAUGAAGCUGUCAUAUCCCCACCUGACAAUGUUUGACAAGGAUCAGGUCAUGGAUUUACAGAGAGCACUCCGUCGCACAAAAACUGGGGGGCUACUCCAAUAUCAAGAUUUUGCCCGCUUCUUGGACCUGUGCAGAGUUCGUGCUCUUCCAGGAAUGACAAACGACGGUCUGGACGCCUUGGUCACAGAGGUUCUGCGUGAUUUGAAGAUUAUUAAUCGGGUUGACACUUGUCGGACAGCGUCGGAAGUCUUCCACGAGGAGAAAUCUAUGAUACAAUUCAUCUCGGGGCUGAAAGAAUCGCUUGAAGGCAUUGCAAGCCUCCUUGAGGGACAAGCUACGGCACUGAGAGAGCAGCAUGGCGGUAUUGACACGCACAUUUCUAUUACAGACAUCAUGAACAAGGUCGGGAAUGUCAUUGAUCAGACGGCUCUGAAGUCCCUAAUGGAGCAAGUAUUCGCUAUUCAUGGCGAGCAGAUGGCGAUGAGCAAUUCCGUUGGCGCCAAAGCUCUUCGGGAAUGCAUUGGGCUCCUGGAUCAGGCUCUCAGCAUAUCUGGAUAA